UCUUGAACUUGCCCGAAGCGUCUUCGCACGGGUUCAGAAAUGAAAAAGAGCGCCCUUUUCCUGCUCCUCGCGUGCGUCGCGACGGCGAAGUGCGCGGACCCCGACUCAGCCAACGAGAUGGAGUACCGCGAAGGGACCAGAGUGGACCCCAAGUACUCGCUGCCCCAGGUCAAUCUGAGUGCGGGUGGCAACCACACCGUAGUGCCCGCGAGUUUGGCGCGAGUGCUCAAUUUUUACAACACGGAGGUCCUGGCGGCCAACUGGGAGCGGACGAAGGGCUUCGUGGGGGCGGGCUGCCGCAGGGACGUGGAGAUGUACCUACAAGGGCUGCGGAAAAUGGAGAACUGGGCGCUGAAAAUGGACGACGCCAGCGGCCGCUACUCCACAGGCUGGUUCUGGGGCAACCACUACUGGACCGGCUCCCAAUCCCUCUGCGAAAACAUAGUACCCAGAACCAAAUCCAUCAUCGUCCACCCAGAGAACCGGACUCGGGCGUCUCGGGAGGCGGAAGUACCGAGGAGAGCAUCGAGCCCUAGUCAAUCCGUGGGGUACGUCACGGGCCCCAUCAAGUACACGUCGCUGCCUCCUUUCACGGUGUCGUUUUUCAUGAUGAGGCUCGAUUUGAAUUCAAGUUUCACCACAGAAGAAAAAAUCCUCCAUGUUGGUCUCUGCAUGCCCUAUGUGUGCACAGACUCCGACAUUAAAGCCAUAGUUGAAGAAACCUCCAAAUCAUCCACGAAAAUCUCUAUCAAAGUAGAAGCUGUGAGGUCGCACCACAACCGAUUCAACAUCUGGAAGGACCAAACUUUCAUCAUCCUAUGUGGUGUCACUUCAGUCGUUGUCGUUUUUCUAAUCCUCGGUACUUCCUACGACUUCUACUUAGAACACAACGAAAAACGCAAAAAACUUCUAUCUAUAACCCCGAAUCACCUAAAACUGGAUAUGAGCAUGCCAGACACCAAAACCAAAAAUGGCAUGUACAUAGUCAACAACAACAAUCGACCAAAUCGCGAUGAACCCGAAAGUGGCACCAAACACAACUCCAGACCACGAACCACCAAAGCUAUAAUCAAACUAAUCAUCAAAGAAAGCAUUCUUGCGUUUUCUUUAAGGGCGAAUAUUCGGACGAUUUGUGACCAGUCUGUCAGUAGCGACACGAUCCCGGUGAUCCAUGGCCUGAAAUCCAUUAGUAUGGCGUGGGUGAUUUUGGGGCACACUUGCAUCAUCGCGUUCAAGUAUUCAGACAACAUGGAGUACAGGAAAGUCGUACAAAAGGAGUUCUUUUUUCAAACUAUCACCAACGGGGCGUUCAGUGUAGACACCUUUUUCUUCACUAGUGGGCUUCUAGUGUCGUUUUUGUACUUCCGGACCAACGCAAAAGGCAAACUUGACCCUCUCAGGAUACGUCAGAGCAAUUUCAUGUCAGGGGUCAUGCAUUUCUUCGGAUUGGUGGCCUACAGGUUUGCCAGAUUGACAGCACCGUACUUGUUUACGCUGGGGGUGGUCGAAGUGACUAUGAAGUGGUUCAACUACAACUCGGUGUUUGAACCACCGACGAUGGACCACGUUAACUGUCCCGACUACUGGUGGAGGAACAUUCUUUAUAUUAACACGUUGUUUCCGGUGGAAGAAAUGUGUAUGCUAUGGAGCUGGUACUUGUCAGACGACACCCAAUUCUACAUCGUAGGCGCAGUCAUGCUAAUUUUAGCAGUAAGCCACUUCAAAAGUGGCGCUUGUCUUCUAUUAAUCUUCAUGAUAAGUUCGUGGAUCACCACGGGUUAUAUUGCCUAUAGUAAUAGCCAUAUGCCUGGGUCGGACGACCCGCUAGCCCUCUUUGACAAAAUCUACGACAAACCUUGGACUCGUUUGGGUCCUUACUUAAUCGGAAUGUGCGUCGGGUGGUUCCUUUUCAAGAAAAACUGCCAAUUAAACAUGUCUAAGUUGACAGUGAUUUCCGGGUGGACGGUUUCCAUUGCGUGCUUGUUGGCGCUGGUCUAUGGGUUGUAUGAAGUCAAUUUGUCGCCCAUUGCAGGGGCUGCCUACAGUGCUCUUAGUCACUCGGCGUGGGCAAUGGGACUUGCAUGGGUCGUAGUCGCGUGUUCCACCGGAUAUGGAGGUUUUGCCAACACAAUUCUAUCGUCGACGAUUCUAUAUCCCUUCAGUCGUAUCACCUAUUGUGCCUAUUUGCUACACCCUGUAGUCAUCAGGGUUAUGGCGAUGAGUAUGGACAGUCCGCUACAUCUAGGGAGUUUAGUGAUGAUCAUUAUUUUCCUGGGACAAGUGGUGGCGUCCUAUAGUCUCUCGUUUUUUGUGUCACUGGCGUUCGAAGCCCCCAUGGUUUCGAUGCUUCGAAUAAUGACGAAAGUUGUAGGGACUCCGAAGUAGUAUAGGUGUACAUAACUGACUGUGAAUAUAUUAGUUAUAACCUAGCUUUUAAAUU
Molecule: messenger RNA, 2440 nt
Organism: Zophobas morio
Lineage: Eukaryota; Metazoa; Arthropoda; Insecta; Coleoptera; Tenebrionidae
Product: nose resistant to fluoxetine protein 6
Exons: 10
Coding region: 40-2385 (781 amino acids)
Molecular function (GO): acyltransferase activity, transferring groups other than amino-acyl groups
Source: RefSeq, a predicted model, not a curated record